Molecule: messenger RNA, 378 nt
Organism: Lycium barbarum (goji berry)
Lineage: Eukaryota; Viridiplantae; Streptophyta; Magnoliopsida; Solanales; Solanaceae
Exons: 2
Coding region: 1-378 (125 amino acids)
Molecular function (GO): zinc ion binding
Source: RefSeq, a predicted model, not a curated record
AUGUCUCAGCUAUCCGAAACAUCUCAACCAAAUAAACCUGACAAAUGUUUCUGCGGUGACGACGCUGUCUUGAGGACAUCACGCACCCCAAAGAAUCCAGGUCGCAGAUUCUUUACUUGUGCAGUUGGAGCUCAAAGAAAUCUCAAAAUAGCCCAGGAUGAUCUAACUCAGCACAAUCAAGAUUUAUACCCAAGUUUGAAAUGCAGCAAAGGCUCAGCGAAGCUAAAGAAACAGAGAGAUCACUUGAUAGUUCAGCUGAGAGACACCGAAAUAGAGAGGGAUGAACUAAAACAGAAGUUGAUGGUGGCUGGAGAACAGAGGGAUCAAUUGUUGUGUGCUUCGUUAGGAAUGUUAUGUUUGCUAUUUGGAAAUGUGUAA